This is a messenger RNA of Paraglomus brasilianum, 426 nucleotides long. The record is from the annotation of a GenBank genome assembly. NCBI's taxonomy places the organism in Eukaryota, Fungi, Glomeromycota, Glomeromycetes, Paraglomerales, Paraglomeraceae.
AUGUACAAGCAGCGAUGGCCAUUAGCAGCUGACAGAACUCGAACGGAUAUGAAUAUUCCAGCACUGAGAUACGUGUUGGUCAGCUCGCUUUCUUGGGCUACCGACACAAGUAGUUACGACCCUGAAACAUUUGGAGUUAUCCCCAAGACGUAUCGGGGGUACACGGGAGAAACAGCGGGUAUGGCUGACAUAAAUCUCAGUAACAUGGCUCUUUCUUGUAUGGCGACACUUUGUAAAAUCAAUGCAUCACAAAUAACGGCAAGAGGCCUUGAUAAUUUGUUAUGCGCGCUUCGUCAUCUGGAAGUAACAUUGGUAUUGAACGGUAUUGAUAUUGUCGAUUAUUCGCAAUGGACUGACAGAGAUAGAUUGUUCGAGUACUUGGAAGUUCUUGAUAUAAUGGAUACGCCCGGAUUAAUACUCAAGUAA